Messenger RNA from Eupeodes corollae, 1203 nucleotides. It is a transcript of the gene shams, whose product is annotated as glucoside xylosyltransferase 2. Gene Ontology annotation, molecular function: UDP-xylosyltransferase activity. NCBI's taxonomy places the organism in Eukaryota, Metazoa, Arthropoda, Insecta, Diptera, Syrphidae. The record is from RefSeq and is a predicted model, not a curated record. The transcript has 3 exons. Gene Ontology annotation, biological process: protein O-linked glycosylation via N-acetylgalactosamine. The coding region runs from base 104 to 1180 and encodes 358 amino acids.
CUCUCGUUUAGUUUUUGUCUCUCUUGUUUUUGUCGUCGCGUUAAUAAAUUUAAUUUAGCACACAUUUCAAUAAUUAACUCAAUUCUUUCUUGUUUCUAAUCUAAUGAUCCGAUUGAGAAAUAUCUUGCCGUUGUUGACCGCAAUAUUCCUAACUCUUACGUAUACAUACGUUUAUAUGUGUAAAAAAACUACAACAGACUUUAAAAAAGUAAUAUGCCCAAAAAAAGAUGAAUACGCGUCCAUCACGAGAAGUGCGGUUUCUAUAACUGUUGUUGCUUGUGGUUCAAAAGUGGAAGAAGCCCUUACCAUGGUCAAAUCUGCACUAAUUUAUAGCGAUGCCAGGACAGUCCUAACUUUCAAUGUAGUUACGGAAGAUAUAUUAAAGCAAAAGAUUGAAGAUAAAUUAAUUAAAUUGCAGAAGAAUGUUUAUAACCCGUUCUCUUUUAAAGUUUCCUCUUUGCGGUUUCCUAAAUCUGAAGAAAAGGAUUGGAAGAAUCUGUUUAAACCAUGUGCAGCUCAAAGACUUUUCUUGCCGUCGUUACUCCGUAACACUGAUGCCACAUUGUAUGUAGAUACCGAUGUUUUAUUUUUAUCCUCCGCUUUGGACACCUGGUCACAUUUCAAGAACUUUAAUGCUUCGCAAAUAGCUGGACUGUCGCCAGAGCAUGAAGAUACUCAAAUUGGGUGGUACAAUAGAUUUGCUCGUCAUCCAUUCUAUGGUAGACUUGGUGUUAAUUCUGGAGUUAUGCUUAUGAAUCUAACUAGAAUGAGGCUAUUUGACUGGGAAAAUGAAAUUUUAAAACUCUACAAGGAAUACAAGUCUCAAAUAACAUGGGGUGACCAGGAUUUGAUUAAUAUUUUAUUUUACUACCAUCCCGAUAAGCUGUAUAUAUUUCCUUGUAUUUUCAAUUAUCGACCAGAUCAUUGUAUGUAUGUAAAUGUAUGUAAUAUAACGAAUGGCAUUCAUAUUUUCCAUGGAAAUCGAGGUUACUUUCAUACAAACAAACAACCUAUUUUUAAAAAAAUUUAUGAGACCAUCAGAACAUUUGAAUUAAAAAAAUACAACUUCUUACUUUUCCCGUAUCAUCUUGAUCGCAUUCUUUCAACAAGUUUACAAAAUACUUCAAUGUGUUUUAAGAUUAAAAAUAAAAUAGGUUCACAGUACUUUCCGUAUCAAUAAAAGAACAAACAAGAAAUAUAUAA